AUGUCAGCCAUCAAUGGCCGUACUAUCACCCACAUCGAUGAGGACUCUCUCACAGACCUCAAAUCACGCAUUGCCUAUGCUAAAUCUUUCUUACAAUUUACCGAAGAAGAUGGAGCCCUUAUCCAAUCAGCCAAGGACAUAGUUGCACCCGCUGUCCCUGCCAUCCUAGAAGCAGUCUACACCAAACUCCUUUCCUACGAUAUCACCGCCAAAUCUUUUGUGCCCCGCCAACCGGAGCAGGCUGCUACGGAACCCGCUGAAGCCUCCAUCUCCGAGCUCUCCCUUGAUCACCCAAAUAUCGUUCACCGCAAGGACUUCCUCAAAAACUACCUGGUUAGACUAGUCAGCAACAAGAACUGGGCCGAUGACAGCCCCUUCUGGGAUUAUCUAGAUAAAGUUAGCGUCAUUCACACUGGCAAGGCCGGUUUCAAGCACCGAGAAAAGAGACCCAAGCUCCGUGUCGAGUUAAUGCAUAUGUCGCUGCUGCUAGGGUUUGUGGAAGAUCUGAUGCUCAAAACUACAUUGGCGGCUGAUGGCCUGGAUCUCCGGACUAAGACGAGCGUUCUCGCUGCGUUUAAUAAGCUGAUGUGGAUCCAGAAUGAUCUGUUUCUAAGACAUUAUGUUGCAGAGAAGCCGGAGUUGGAUUGA
Molecule: messenger RNA, 648 nt
Organism: Paracoccidioides brasiliensis Pb18
Exons: 1
Coding region: 1-648 (215 amino acids)
Molecular function (GO): heme binding; oxygen binding
Source: RefSeq, a predicted model, not a curated record